Molecule: messenger RNA, 6818 nt
Organism: Paramuricea clavata
Lineage: Eukaryota; Metazoa; Cnidaria; Anthozoa; Malacalcyonacea; Plexauridae
Source: the annotation of a GenBank genome assembly
CGAAUCCGAAUUAUCGGGGAAUAUUCACCCGACUUCGUCUCGGCGAAUAUUCCCCGAUGAUCACCUCGCCUAGCUUCGGCGAAUAAUUGUUAAAUAAUUAAGAUUAAAUGCAGAAUAAAAUUUGCCUAUACAGAUACGAAAUAAUGUUAAAGUGCUGGAGUCAUUUACCUGAAGAUAGACCGUCGUUCAAAGAACUGUCGAAAUGCUUAUGGGAUCUUGAACACGAUGGCAGCACUUACGUGAAUGUGGAGAGCUUAAUGCGACAAUCCAGUGAUGAUCAAGGUACAGGUUAGUGCUGUGCAAACUCCGGUUUUUCGGCUCCGGCCGAAUUAUAGGUCUGAGCUCCGGCUCCGGCCACAUCAUAAAAUAUUAAAUAAAUGUUUUACGAUCAGAGAACAUUUAUUAAUAUUAUUAUGAACAACCCUUUUCGCGCUUCCUAAUUAUCAGAUAACAUAAUUCAGGAAACAAAACAGUGAAAACACUUAACCACGCAGAAAAUAUCUAUAUGGAAACCAGCCUCGAAAAUUUUUUGACAGUGUUGCAAUUUUUAUAUAGCAUGACGCGAGGCAUGACGCUAACACUCUCAGACUCCACAGUGCAAUUGUUCGCACGCAAACAAAGUACUCUGUCAUUUUCAAAAAGUUGAUAUUUAUUUGUUUCAUACUUUUCCGUUAUAGUCGGCCGGCCAAGGUCGCAAAAAGUGCCUCUAAAGAGAGUUUGAUGGCAACUUUAUGUUAGAUGCUGGUAACAGGCAUUUUCUUAUAGUUCAAGCCUUGGUGAAUAAGACUGUGCAUGUGUUAUCACUUCUGAUUUUUGCUUUAUAGCCAAAAAUUUGAGAAUUUUAAAAUUUUGCCUAUUAAAUUACUAUGAUGGCAAAAAUGUAAAAUUCCAUGUUCUUUUAUAUACAAACUAUACCACUACAAAGAUCGCAAAAAACUAUAUAUAAGACAAUUAAGCGACUAUAGUGCGAUUUUCAAGCCGAUUUUGAAUUAAAGAUGGUUAAAGUUGGCAAAAUGGGUGCUACUGUAAUUAGCAUUAAUUUGGUCAUUUUUGCAUUUUUAGCAUUAAAAACUCGAAAUAGGAUUGGAAAAACGCAGAACUCAUUUAAUUGUCUUAUAUAUAGUUUUUCACACCCUUUCUAGUGGUAUAGUUUAUUUUUCGUAUAAGAAAACAUGAAAUUUUACAUUUUUUCCGAUCAUAGUAAUUUAAUUAAUAGGCAAAAUUUUAAAAUUCUCAAAUUUUUGGCUAUAAAGCAAAAAUCAGACGUGGUAACACAUAUAGUUUUGUUCACCAAGGCUUGAACUAUAAGAAAAUACCUGUUGCCAUAAAGUUGUACAAAAUGAUGACUUGGCCGGCCAUCUAUUAUCUACAAGGCAUGAAUACACAGACUAUGUAGCGCUAAGUCAGAUAUGGCUUCACGAAAGCACAACGUUUGUAAGUUGCGAUCGUAUUACAGCUUUUCGACGCUGUUCAUGUGGGCUGUGGCAGUUUCAGUCUAUGAUGAAUUCAUUAACACCAAUUGGCAGUUUGUAGUAACUAACAAUCGUUUGACAUUUGUCUCAUUUCAAUUGUUUUCUUGUCAUUUUGCCGGAGUUGGAAAAAUGUAACUCCGGCUCCGGGCUGCGGCAUACAAAAUUCUGCUCCGGCGUCGGAAAAACCGCCGAAGCUCCGGCAGAACUCCGGCUCCUAGUACAAGUUCUGUCUUCUAUCACUUAACAGUUAAGAAUUUCAAAUAAUUUAAUUAAAGGAAUAUGGCAAUAUAAAUUAAGUUUGUCUUAGUUGAAAGAACAUUUAAAAUUAUAUAUAAACUUCCUUUACAAUUAUUCUGUAUCUUGCUUGGUUUUCGAAAUGUAUCGACCUUUUUUGAUCAAAAGUAGCGUGUAUUCCGCCAUCUUGGAUAUUCAUUCGAUAUGCAUACGUCACAAGUAGGGUAAAAAGCGAAACUUUAUCUUGCAAACCACAUGUCAUUAUACAUAUGAAACUCGACUUUUAGUACUCAAAUAACUCACAACAUUUUAAGAAACUUUUCGAAGAAAUUUAGUCCCACAUGAAGAAGUUUUAACUAGUUUACCCUGCUUUUGACGUCAUCAAAAACUCAGUUAAUUAGGUCAAUUAUAAUACCAAGAUGGCGGACUGCAUACUGUUUUUGGUCAAAAUAUUUCGAAAACCAAGCAAGAUACGAAAAAGUUGUAAAGGGUCUUCACACAUAACUUUAAAAGUUCUCUCAAAUAAGACAAACUUAAUUUUUAUUGCCAUAUCCUUUAAAAGGAAUUUAAUUAAUAUAUGAUUUCUUUAAUUAAAUUUCUUUAUUGCAUUGUUGCUAUUAUUCGUUCAUUAUUGUCAUUAAUCGAUAUUCCCACUCUGUUUUGGCAUAUGCAGUCUGGGUUUCUCCCAGUCCAUGCGAUUCUGGUUUGGUGUUAAUUCCCACUUUUCGUUCAUGUGGUUUCAUUUUCGUUCAUGUGGUUAAUUUGGGCACACUGUAUCCAGAUAACGAUAUACAGUGUUGAUAUUUUUGUCAGUAACGAAUUGAUACAUAAUUCUCCUUACACCUUUUCUUGGAGAGGAUAUCUAUAAACUAAAUAUGUUCACAUUGAAAAAAUUAAUUGUCUCGGAUGAAUGCAUACUCGAACCAGUCCAACACAACUCAACAUUGUCGGUUUAUCAAUGGUGGACAAUGUAGAAUACAUAUUGUUAAACAUAAAGGUAAUCCAAAAUGUUACAGCAUCAGGCAACAUUGUUAAAUAUAUACAAUAGUAUUCAGACAGUCUGUAGAGUAAGGGGUGAUGUUAACUUGGAAUGACUGGUUUGAACGGUCCUUAACAUAUUUUUUCGUAUUAAUUCGUAGGUAACGAAAACCAAGCGGAAGCACAGAAGGUAACAGACAUCAUUUCUCAAUCGGUGAGCUCCAUAUAUAUCUGGAGCGAGAACUCGAGUCCAAAAAGUCAAACCGCGCAGACUAAAACAGUAGAAAGGGACUGGAAAUGACGUCCAAUAACUCCUUCAAUUUCCGCCAUCUUGGCAAGAAAUGUGCCGAAAUUUCGAAUUUUGCCAGCCAUUUAAAGAAUAACACUAUGAUUUUAUCAACUGAUAACUUGGUUAGCGAUGGGGUCCAUUGAAAAAGCUGUAAUUAGCUGGGAGAAAUGGUAUAAAAGCUGUUUACGACCUUCAGAGCUAUUGGACGUCAAUGGCCGCCAUCUUGGGUUCACUUUUCUUAUAGGCCGAAUGACUGAAGUUCUUGUUCCAAGUAUAUAUGGAGUUCGCUGAUCUCAAUAUAACAAGACGCCUGCUCAGGCGUUCAUACUGGCCUGAAAAUGACGACAUACGUGCUAUGGUGUAAUAGACAAGGAAUACAAAUCGUGAACCACAAACGGAAAGCGUGAAAGCGUGGCGUGAUCGAUACAUGAGUGGGUGGGAUGCGCUAAAUUAUCCUAUUAAGUUAUCCUGAGAACUAGUGAGGAGAUGUUUUCGUAAUGUCCAAUGAAACACAAGUAUUACUCACAAAUACAAACGUUAUCCGUAAACUUGGAAACUGAGACUGAAAACAGAAAAAGACAGAAAAUUAGGGAUUUAAGACACUUGCCCUUAUACUAACUAAGGAAUGCAUCAUACAUAUGGAUCGACAUUUUUAGAAAAUUCUAAGAGGUAUAUUUAACAAUUUUAACAUGAGCUCGAGUGGUAUGAACUGAAAUGAAGGACUUUUAAAAUUAAUGUGACUCUUAUAAUUAAUUGAAAACAUUUGUGCAAGUUUUAUCACAUCUAAACUUGACUAGCGUUAUCUAUUUGUUCCUUUUUGAGUAACGAUUAUAGAAGAGCUAAGCGAGAUCUAUAAUUUACAUACAAACUUUCACUACUGUACACAACGUAAUGUUCUUCAAAAACUGAUAGAAUAAUUUUUCUUUUCAAAAUAUGGUGCAAAUGACAUGAAAAGCUGAUCAGCGUUGUCUUUCUCAUGCAAAAUAGAUAAGAAUGCUUGAACCAUUGAACUAUAAUAUUCAUUGCCAAUGAUAUCACUUCCUGUAACUACCUAUUUCAUGACCAAUAUAAUUAACACCAAUCAGUAAGAUGUCUUCCAGCAGUAUUACCACGACAUAAAUUCCAGAUGACUUUCAGUAACAUUGGCAGUGCAGAAUAUUCUGAUCAACUUAAUUAAUACAGUUACUUAUAUCAAUGAAAGUGAGAUGAUUUUUGGUUUACUCAGUAAUGCAUAUUAUGCAGUGACCCUUUGUUGUUCCCCAACCACGCGCGGAGCACGACGUCCGGCAAAGCCCGUGUCGGGGGUACUAAUUCCACUAGGCUAUUAACACCCGGGGAAAGGACAGCAUUAACGAAGUCUAAAGUUCAUCAAUAAUCGCGGGCGCAUGGCUCUGCAUGGGUGGUAAAAAUAUAGUUGUUUGCCAAGAGUUAAGGAAGCAAAGAUAAAAAUCCUGAUGUACAGUAUGGGGUAGCUUUUGGUUUACUGUUUAUAUAUGACUUUGGCUUGCUGUCCAAUUUUCGUCUGAAGGUCUUGACAUGUACAGCUUUCCUUUUCAUUCUAUGACUGUGUGAAAGUUUCUUUGAAUUGACUAGUUUUAAUUUUUUUAUAAAAGCUCAGAAUAAGGAGAACAUUUUUUGAAGAGCUUAUCGGCAAAACCAGUUAAUAGUUUCAAUUAACAUUUCAAAACGUUUUUCGAAAUGUUUCGUAUCGAAUUUACAUUACAAUUAGUUUUGUAAAACAUUAAUUUAUUUUUGCCGUUUUGUACAGAAGAUUAGGGAAACAGUUAUCGUGUUGCCAUGGCUAACAUGACGCGAGCAACGCGAACCUGCGUUUCGUGUUGGCGUAGUUAGAAUACUCCAUGUUGUAUGCAUCUAUUUCUAGUAUGAUUAGGACAGUUUGGCCAUAUAUCUGCUAAUUAACAUUAGUAUAAAACCAUAAUUCAACUAAUCUCACUAAUCACCAAACAUUGACCCUUAAAUAUUGUUUUGAAGCAAGAGCUUCCCAUGUGAUAUAGAUACAAGGACGGAUCUGGAUGUGGGAGGGUUCUAAUUACGUGCAAAUGGUAAUGAUGUCGGGUGUGGCCAUCAACCAAGGCAGGGCCGUAGUGACGAGGCUAAAGAAGUGUGGUUUAGUAUCGCAUUUGCCGACAUCUCAGUCGCUAGUUAAUAUUUUCCCCAAAAAUAUCCAUGAUGAAUGGGGGAGGGGGUGUUACACCCCCCACACACCCUCUAGCUACGCCCCUGUUGUCUGACUGUUGUGACUGCGAGCGAAGUGCAUCAGUCAAAGCGCAUAAUUUUGAUCGCGGGCUAAAUGGAUCCAUUUCCUAUGCAACGAUACGUAUAGGCAUCAAAACGACAAUCGUUUUUUUGACGUGUCGUUGGCGAAACUCUGCCUAAUCACACAUCUAUUUCGUUGGAAAUCGAAGCUCAAAACGCCUAUCCUAAAAAUAAAGAAAACUUUAUUUUAACUUGACGUAUGCAUGUAUAAUGUAAAUCAAUUUAUUUUUAGGACAACAACAAUAUAGAUGAUAAACCUAAUGCAGAAUCAGAGUUGAAAUUGGGUAUAACAUCCAACGAAGGAUUUGAUAACCCGGGCUUCAGUCUAAGUGAAGAAAGUUUGAACGCUAGUGACGAGAAACGAUUACUUCGAAAGGAUAAGGUAAAGAAAUUUUGCUGAUAUUAAGUUCAUGCAAACAAUCGUUGCUGCUGAGAUAUGUAAUUAUAUUAUCUAGUGGACAUCAAGAUUGUUAUCACCACUACAUUAAAUGAUAACUGUCCAGGUGGAUCCAUGCAAUCAUUCAGACCGUAUUCUGUUUCUAACACUCCACCGCAUCUUCGAAAAGCUUUUCUCCCUUCCAAAGAUUUAAAACGCGUUAUUAUUUUUAGGACAUGGCCAACUAAAAACUACUCAAACGCCUGUUUCAUCACUGACCUAUUUUUCUCAAUUAUGAUAGAGAUCAGAUCCAAAAACAACACUGAAUAAAGAUGAAAAAGUUGGCAAUGGUGUGACGAGUGAGAUGAAUUCAUUGAAUGUUGAGUAAUUCGAUCAAGGAAAUUAUGUUCCAAAAAAAAACGCAUUGGAACGCAAUUGUAACUCACUACUGCUAAUUGAUUUUUUUAUAAGCUAAUUGAUUUUUUGUUGAAGAUUGUUUUAUUAUACGAUGAUAACUCGGAUUUUAAGAAUUAGGUUUCUUGAUUUGCAUAGGUUACGAAUAUUAAGGGAUAAUAGACGAACCCAAAUAUCUGAACAAUGAAGUUUAACGUCGAGUUUUACAUACUUUGCGUCUAUAAAAUUUAGUACGUUUUCAGCAUGAGCAUGGUGAAUGUAACUUCGAAGUUCGAACAUUACCAUGAUAUGAUCAUAUUGUCUGAUUGCAUUAUUGCACAAAAAUGAGAUUUACUAAUUUAAUUUUUAAUGUUUGAUUUUAUACUUGAAUUAGUAUACCUAUAUGUAAUUUAUAUGAAUUGAUCAUUGCUGUACAUUUUAUUAGUUUUCAGAAACAAUAUAUUGUUGCGUCAAGUUUAGAUAUCAUUACCUUUAAUUUUCUUAAUUAUACCUAUAUAUUUAACAGUUAUUGUGCGAACUCGAGUCGUAAAUUAGCUGAUCGCCGACGACAGCACCGAGUUGGCUAUCAGUCAUAUAUAUAAAACGAGACGCCUCCCCCCUCCCGAGAGUGAGUAGAAUAACUGUUUUAUUAUAUAGACAACUAAUGCAUCAACACGUACACUCUCCUGUGUGAUGACAAUAUUUUGACACUUUGGCGGCUAACCACAAAACUUGGCCUAAACGUGAGAAACACUGCAACACGGUACUUUGUUAAAUUGUUGAAAAACUUGAAAUUUUU